This is a messenger RNA of Halichondria panicea, 1263 nucleotides long. Its product is annotated as P-selectin-like. The record is from RefSeq and is a predicted model, not a curated record. NCBI's taxonomy places the organism in Eukaryota, Metazoa, Porifera, Demospongiae, Suberitida, Halichondriidae. The transcript has 6 exons. The coding region runs from base 66 to 1127 and encodes 353 amino acids.
UUCAUUUGAACUCUUGACUCAACUAAUUUGGAGCAUGCACCAUACAUGCACAAAGACAGCCAAGCAUGAAGAAGAAGUUACAAGGUGACUGUGUCUAUUGGCUGGUCUAUUUGACUGGAGCUGCUCCGCUCCUACUAGUGUGUGGAGAGGUUGUGUGCCCAUCUCUCGCUCCCCUGAACAAUGGAAUAAUCUCAUACAGCAACCCAACACUGUGUCUGGGCACUGUGGCCACUUACACCUGUGACACUGGCUACACUCUCUUUGUAGACAUUACCAGGACUUGUGAGAGUGAUGGAAUGUGGAGUGGGUUAGAUCCAGUCUGUCUGCGUAUCUGCUCUGACUUACCCUUACUGAUCAAUGGGAUGAUCUCCUACAAUGGUGCUGGAUCCACUAACAACAGAUCAGUGGACACUGUGGCCAUCUUCAGCUGUAACACUGGCUACGCUCUCAAUGAAGACGCCACUAAGACUUGUGGGAAUGAUGGAAUGUGGAGUGGGUUAGAUCCAGUGUGUCAGCGUAUCUGCUCUGAAUUACCCUCACUGACCAAUGGGAUGAUCACCUACCUUGGUGGAUCCACUAACAACAGACCAGUGAACACUGUGGCCAUCUUCAGCUGUAACACUGGCUACGCUCUCAAUGACGCUAUUAAGAUUUGUAGGAAUGAUGGAAUAUGGAGUGGGUCAGAUUCAGUGUGUCAGCGUAUCUGCUUUGACCUACCCUCACUGACCAAUGGGAUGAUCUCAUACAAUGAUGCUGGAUCCACUAACAGGAGACCAGUGGACACUGUGGCCACCUUCAGCUGUGACUCUGGCUACACUCUCAAUGAUGACGCUACUAAGAUUUGUGGAAAUGAUGGAAUGUGGAGUGGGUCAUCUCCAACAUGUGAAGCCAUUAUGUGUCUUCCUCUACCGGCCAUUAUUACCAAUGGCAUGAUCUCCUCCUACUCUCCUGAUGUCACCCCUGACUAUGACCUGGGAACUGAGGCAACCUACACUUGUGAGGCUGGGUUCUAUCUUGAGGGUAAUGAGGUACAAGUGUGUAUGGAUGAUGAUGGAAUGGACGCCAUUGGAGUGUGGAGUGGUCAGGAGCGUAGCUGUGUCCGUAAGUUUAUCGGUGAAAAGAUAUAAGUCCCUGGUACUGUAAAAACACGAACAUGUGUAUAUUGUUUGGUCAUGUGUCAAUUAACUUAUCGCAGCCAUCACUUGUCUUUGUCUCCUUAUUCCUACCCACACUUCAAUACCUACCCUUCUCGCACCAGUUCAC